Molecule: messenger RNA, 1440 nt
Organism: Miscanthus lutarioriparius
Lineage: Eukaryota; Viridiplantae; Streptophyta; Magnoliopsida; Poales; Poaceae
Source: the annotation of a GenBank genome assembly
AUGAAGCCCGACGGCGCCGGCGGCAUGGUCACGACGACGGCGAUGGUGAUCCCGCCGGACGACCACCUCCGCUCGCGCAGCCGCCUGGCCGCCGUGCUGGCGCCGCUCCUGCUCUUCCUCGCCGCCGUGCUCUCCUUCCCCUCCACGCUCCGCCUCGCCGCCAUCCCGCUCCCAACGCCGCUGCAGCCGCCGGUGGUCACGACGCCCUACCAGCCCCGUCGGAGCGCCACCACCGCCACCUCCACCGCGCCACCGCCAGCGAGGGUCGCCGUCUGCCUCGUGGGCGGCGCGCGGCGGUUCGAGCUCACGGGGCCCUCCAUCGCGCGCCACGUCCUGGCCGGCGGCGCGUUCGCGGUCCCCGCAUCGGCGGCGCCGGGGCGCCACAGCAGCAGCAACCAGACGGCCGUCGACGUGUUCCUGCACGCCCCGCUGGACGCCGACGCGUACAAGCUGUCCCUCCUGGCGCGCGCCGCCGUUCCCGCGACAGGCAACAGCAGCAACAACGUCAGCGUCGCCGCCGUCCGCGUGUUCCGGCCGGAGCGCCUCGACGUGACGACGCCGCCGGCGCGCGCGCAGGUGCUCACCGCCCUCAACUCGCCCAACGGCUUCCAGGGCCUGCUGCAGUACUUCCGGCUGGUGGAGGGAUGCCUGGACCUCAUCCGUGACCGCGAGUCCCGAGGCAACUUCACCUACGCCGCCGUGCUCCGGACCCGCCUCGACGGCUUCUGGACAUCGCCACUCCGCCUCGACGACGCCGACCUCCUCCUCCCCUCCGCCUCCUCCACCGACUACUACGUCGUCCCGGAGGGCUCCCGCUACGGCGGCCUGAACGACCGGCUAGGCUACGGCGGGCGUGCCGCCACGGAGGCGGCGCUGUCCCGGCUGUCCAUGCUCCCGCGCCUGGCGGCCGCGGGCUACGCGGCUCUCAACUCGGAGGCGGCGUUCGCGGCGCAGCUGAAGGUGUCCGGCGUGGCCGCACGCGAGCGCCGCCUCCCAUUCUGCGUCCUCAGCGACCGCUCCUACGCGUUCCCGCCCGUCCCCGGGUACGGCGUCCCCGUCGCGUCGGUGGGCAGCGCCGGCCCGCUCAGUGGCUCCAAGUGCCGGCCCUGCCGCCCCGCAUGCGUCGGCGAGUGCGCCGAGCGCAGCGUCGCGCUGCUGCAGCGCGAGUGGAGCUGGACCGAGUACCGGAACGGGACCGUGGAGCUCUGCGACGCGUCGGGGCCGUGGGAGGAUGGGUGGGAGGCGCUGUUCGACGCCGCCGCUGGUGACGACGCCGCCCGGGUUAGGCGGAGCGUGGCAAGGAUGGGUGCCAGGGAGUGCGUCGACCAGAUGGAGGCGUUCAAGGCCCUCGCGGAGCGCUGGGACGCGCCUAGCCCCGCCGAGAUCUGCCGGAUCGGGCUCCGAGCCCGGACGAAUACCUCCGCCGGCGGCGACUCUUGA